Monomorium pharaonis (pharaoh ant) is the source of this 4374-nucleotide messenger RNA. RefSeq lists its product as uncharacterized. The coding region runs from base 189 to 3452 and encodes 1087 amino acids. Gene Ontology annotation, molecular function: protein binding. The record is from RefSeq and is a predicted model, not a curated record. The transcript is spliced from 4 exons. NCBI's taxonomy places the organism in Eukaryota, Metazoa, Arthropoda, Insecta, Hymenoptera, Formicidae.
CCCGCUUAAUUUGUGCUGAUGUGUGUAUUUUAUUUGUAUACAUUUUUUAAUCGUGACAGGCGCCACGGUCCGCGGACGGUAUGACGUCUCUUUGAAAGACAGCGUAUACAUAUGUUUGAACAAGAAUCGAAGUCGCAUACUCUACGUGUUUGAAAAAUUACGUAUCCCCAGAGGGUACCUUAACGACAAUGACGGCGGUAUAUCCAACCCUACCGAAACUGGCGGUGAGAGACAACCUUGACGAUGACGAUCUCACCGACAUCGACGACGAGGUGUUUAUCAGGGAUGGGAGAAACGGCGGACUGAAACUGGACGACGAUGGCGGGGUGAAGCAGCCCCUCAUGGCACCCCGCAGAAAGUGCAGAAAGGCCUGCAGCCCAGAGAACAAUAAGAUCCCAUACAAUAUGCUCCUCAUGCCAGUGUGCUGUGGAGCUACAGCACUGAUUAUACUGCUAGGCUUAAUUGUAGUUUGUAUAUUGACCGUAAAUAUACUCCCAAUGCCAUUGACCAUAUUGAAAAGCUGGAUGACGCCUGAACUGAAGGAUCCCAUAAAUGAAUCUGAGAUAAUUCCAUGUAUCUCGCUCUCGUAUAAAGUCUUAUGGACCAAAUCGCUGCCGAAGUUAACACCUGAGGCACCACUCAGGAGCAAUGAUGUCAACUCUGAUGAAAUUGAAGAUAUUAUUGUAGGAUUUAGCACAGGUUUGGAUACGACAAAUAUCUGUACUGUAUAUUUGGGGAAUCAAAGGCCAUGUCUAGGUGGUGUACUAGCAUUAAAUGGUAAAACUGGUGAAACCAUCUGGACACAUUGGACUGCCGAUUCAAUACUUUCUGUCGACUGUGGCGCAGACUUAACAAAUGACAAAAUCAAAGAUUGCAUUAUAUCUGGACGCGGUGAGAUCCUGCAAGCCAUUGACGGCCGUGACGGUUCCAAGAUAUGGGAGAUGCCAUUUUUUCAUGCUGAUUCUUCGAACCUGCAAACAAUUUUGGACGUCUACGACGCUAGAUUCAUAGCCGAUGUGGACGGCGAUGGUAUCGGCGAUGUGAUAGCAUCGCAUGCCGUACAAUCGGACAACAUCCAAACGAGCGAUAUAUUCGUAAUAUCGGGUAAAGAUGGCCACGUCAUACGGAAUAUUCAUUUACCAUAUACGGAGCAGCUGUUCACAGCACCGCAAGUUAUAGUGCAUCCUGACGGAGAAAAUAUAUUUGUUCUGGCUACGACCAGUCAGCAAGACGCCGGAGGAUUAUACAUAGUGUCUCAAGCUAAUAUAUUUUACGACGAUGAUUUGCAAUUGCGGAAGCUCAAUCAUAACACUGGCAAAGACGCGCUAUUGCCACCGAUCUUAAUCGACAUUACAUCAGAUGGAAUUGAAGACAUUGUCGCGGCUAUGUUCAAUUCUACGAUUAUGGCGUACAACGGAUCCACGUUUGAGCCUAUCUGGAAUUACACAGUCCCCAAUUCAGAAAUAAUCAGCGUUCCCAUUCCCGGUUAUUACAAUGAUGACGACAUACCAGAUUUUAUGGUAAAGCAUCAGAUAGGUAAUGGUUUAUCCACGUACUAUUAUACCAUGGCUACGGUUAUAGACGGUCGUAAUGGACAGCCAUUGCUCGAGAAACCAAUGGAGGAUAGUUUGAGCGGACAGAUGUCCGGAUUGUCAGUCACCGUCGACGGAUUCGGUAACGAUUGGUUUCUCCAUUGGUCUACCGAUUGCUUGAACUAUGAGGGAGUCAAGGAAAAGUACGAAUUCUUGAAAGACCCUAAUUUUGUGUUACAAACACGCGCUGAUCUUUGCUUCCUGAAAUUUAAUUCGACGCUUACCACGAGGCUACUAGCUCUGAGUCAGCACAUCGGUCCGCCAGGACAGUCGUUAUACUUCUCGGAGGACUGGAAAUCCCAGGAGUUUAAUAAUUCAGUCGACGCAUUAAAAGACGAGGAGAAUCAAUCCUAUUCACGAUUGAAGCUCACGGAUACUUACGCCAAUGUACCGCUCGUUUCCGAAAGGUCGCCGGAAGUUCGUAAGAAUCAUCGAAAAAAUAACAUUUUCAAGCACAAUGACAACGUACUCGAGAUCGGCAAGUACGACUCGGAUGCAAUAUACGAAAACUUUAACGAAUUCAAGAGUCACAAGAAGCAUAAUCCCGAAGAUACUAUCGCGGAAAAUUUGGACGUGGAUCAAGCAUGGAAGCAGGAUAGCAAGUGGAUAGAGGAUGACACCCAGCCGGAGUACGAUAAUGUAUACGAGAGUGAUAAUAGUAACAAAGAAGAAGGACAACAGAGUGUGGAUUAUUCGCAAAGUGAAGUUCGAGAACGGAGGAAUAUCGUUACCGUAGUUAAAGAUUCGUAUUCAAGAAAUAUUUCUCACGAAGAAAUUAGCGAUUAUUCAAUAUCUGAAUCAACGCAACAUACUUUGCGACUUUUGAAACACGAUAUUGACACAGAAAAAGAGAAAGGAAUGAAAGAAAUCAACGACAAAAAAAAUGGCUCAGUGAAUGAAGCUGACAUAACAAGUACAUUGACGAUGUCGACUUUAAAAUCUCAAGAAGAGUUAUCAUCAACUAUGUCGAGCAAUAAAUCAAAUAUUGAGAGGACUACUACAAUACCGAAUGUAUUAAAUACAAGCGAAUUAUUAGAAAUGACAAGUACAAAUAUGAGUACGGAAUUGCCGGAAGACACGCAUACUGAAACAUCAAAUGUUACUGAAAAUCAAAGAACUACCGAUCAUCAAGAUGCAACUUCCACUACUGAGAAAGUCAUAGACAUGACAUCCCAACGACAAAUUUACAAGCACAGUUUUCCCAGCAUCGCCCAAGACGCGGAUGAUGAUGCCAGUAUAGAAAAAGUAUUUAAACGGGAAUCAUUGAAAAAUCAAAGUAAAGGCAAAAUUAACAAAAAGCAAUUGAUGUCUAUAAUAACUGAUAAAAAUUUUAAGAUACGACAGAAACGAAGAACGAAACGAAACUUCGGAACUGACGACAAUCGGUCGUCGAGCAGUAUUAACAGUGUUCAGAAACAGGCACCAACCGGUAUUCUGUUACCGUCCUUCGCCGAAUCCAAAGAAAAGACCUCGGUGGAUUUAGUAUUCUCUACAUUCUGGCUGCCGUCGUCCGACGCGUCUCCGAUCCUGACUCAAGCGGAUCUGGAGUGCAUUAGUAGAAAGAAAGCAUUAUUAGAGGAUAAACUCGAGUACAAGAAAGAUGACGACAUCAUCGGUGAAUGCUUAGCCGAAAGAGGCGUCAAUUACAAGCUCUAUCAAGAAUUGAAGGACAGAGAGAAUACUAAGAUCACAGUCGGUCAAAUAUAUACGAUAUACAGGAUGAAGUUGGAAUGCGUGUGUCCAGAGGACAUGCUACCUAAUCAAACGUGUAGAAAUAUUUCGUUGCAUCAAAGCUGGCCAGAGUAUCUAGGCUCAUCUGGAAACGGCUAUUUUAAGCCGUUGCGUAAUUACAAUGUUUGAAGAAAUUACAAAGCUCUUGUCAAAUUACAUAUAUAUAAAUUAUCGAAGAAAUUUUCAUUGUAACGCUCUCUAAUGGAGUUGUUAAUGAAUUAUAAAUAAAAUAAUCUCGUGCGCUGUUUGUAAAAGUAUAUAACAUAACAAUCGUAAUUAUAAUAAAUUGUUAUAUAAAAGUAAUUUAUAUUAAUAUUUACAUGCAGUUUUCUUCGCGAAAUGUAAAGGAUGCAAAUAUACGCGUAUUUGUACAUAUAACAAUAUUGUUGUUCUCACACAAUUAAAACUUAUCGCUUGAUUUUGAAAAGAAUUGUUAUAAUCACAUAUCUGUUAAUCAUUUAUCGAUUAUUAAAAGCUUUUUUCAAAAUGCAGAUAAACGAAAAAAUAACUGUAUGUGCCAAAUUUAAUAGUUUUUUUGUGUACAUAUAUAUAAAAAUAUGUAUACAUAUAUAUUCUAAAAUUUAUCCCAACUUGCGGUUGCAUAGAAAUUAUUAAUAUAAUUAAUGUUGAAGGUAUACGUUAUAGUUAUUAAUAAUAACUUAAAUAUCAUAAUCGUGACAUAUAUGCAUAUGAAUUAGAAUGUUAAUCAUGAAAUAUGUUAUCACAUAUUGAUAAUCAAAGUUUACGUAAUUGUACGUAAUUCUGAUAUACAUAUGUUAAUUAUAUCAAUAUAGAGACAAAUAUUCUAGCUAACAGAAAAUAUAUAUUCUGGUGCUACCAAUUUUAUAUAUGCAUCCUUACGUGCAUUUCUUAUACAAUAUAAUUUAAAGAAGAUGGAAUUAAUAAUUUAUUAUAUAAAGUUUAUGAAUAAUAUGCUAUCUCUAAAAAUACAUUAAUUACGUUUACAGGAUAACGUACGUAAACAUUUAAUAAAUUACUGUCAAAUGUAACAAAAUAUUUAAAGAGUAUAAAAUAUACAUUAUUGAUCGGA